Messenger RNA from Monascus purpureus, 2005 nucleotides. The record is from the annotation of a GenBank genome assembly. NCBI's taxonomy places the organism in Eukaryota, Fungi, Ascomycota, Eurotiomycetes, Eurotiales, Aspergillaceae.
UCCUCCUGUCAUCUUCUCUCUUUCUUCCCCGUCAGAAUUUUUUGAUACUCCGUCCUUCCCUUGCUAGGACGGUGUUCUUUUAUCUAUAUCGAAAUAUACUACCCCUAGAUCCACUGUCUCCAACACGUCUACUGGGGCUGAUACACAACACCCUUCCCUUGACUCCACGACUCCCUGUUUUAGCCUCUCCAUCAGUACGGAGGGUUGAGCGUAAUGUCGUCAUAUCCUGUUCCUUAUAAUGGAUCAUCCUCGGGGACCGGGGGUGAUUCUUUGACUGAAGAUCUCAACAUCUACUACAAUGCUGGUGACAUUGCAUGGAUGAUUACAUCAACAGCACUCGUGCUGCUGAUGAUUCCGGGUGUUGGGUAUGCAUUCAGACUUGAGAGAGCCCAUAAUGCUUUUGCUGACUGCAACCAGUCUCUUCUACUCUGGCCUCGCCCGUCGAAAGUCUGCCCUAUCCCUGAUCUGGCUUUCUAUAAUGUCCGUCGGUGUGGUAUCGUUCCAAUGGUUCUUCUGGGGUUAUUCGCUCGCUUUCUCCCAUACCGCUGGGAAAUAUAUUGGUGAUCUGCAAAACUUUGGUUUGAAGGGUGUCCUGGGGGCUCCUUCUGUUGGAAGCACCAAGAUUCCGGAUCUUCUUUUCUGUGUCUACCAGGGCAUGUUUGCUGCUAUUACCGUCGCUAUCGCUUCCGGUGGCCUCGCUGAGCGUGGCCGCAUGCUUCCCUGCAUCGUUUUCAUGUUUAUCUGGACGACCAUCAUCUACGAUCCUCUUGCCUGUUGGACCUGGAACCCCCAUGGCUGGGUCUUUGUUCUAGGCGGCUUGGACUUUGCUGGUGGUACACCCGUCCACAUUUCCUCUGGAUGUGCCGCAUUGGCCUACUCCCUGAUGCUUGGGAAGCGUCGGGGUCACGGAACUCACGAGCUUAAUUAUCGUCCGCACGACGUUACCCACAUCGUCAUCGGUACCGUCUUCCUCUGGGUUGGAUGGUUCGGGUUCAAUGCUGGCUCGGCCCUAGGCGCUAACCUUCGAGCCGUUAUGGCUGCUGUUGUUACCAACUUGGCCGCAAGUGUUGGUGGUGUGACAUGGUGUCUGCUCGACUACAGAUUGGAGAGGAAAUGGUCCACGGUUGGCUUCUGUUCCGGUGUGCUCGCUGGUCUCGUGGCCAUUACUCCAGGUUCGGGUUUUGUGACUCCAUGGGCUUCUUUCAUUUAUGGUGUCGUGGGAGCUGUAGCUUGCAACUAUGCUACCAAGCUCAAGUACAUUCUCAGAGUCGAUGAUGCAUUGGAUAUCUUCGCCAUCCACACCAUUGGUGGUAUAAUCGGUGAUCUGUUGACUGCCCUUUUUGCUGCUGACUACAUUGCCCAUCUGGACGGAAUCACGGAGAUUGAUGGUGGUUGGUUGAACCACCACUACAUCCAACUUGGAUACCAACUUGCCGACUGUGUCUCUGGCUUUGCCUACUCAUUUUUUGGGUCCUGCAUAAUCCUAUUCCUCAUCAAUCUGGUCCCGGGUCUCAGCCUCCGUGCUUCAGAAGAAGCCGAAAUCUUGGGUAUCGAUGAUGCCGAGAUUGGCGAGUUUGCUUACGACUACGUUGAAGUUACUCGCGAGGUUGUGAACGGCGUUGAGACGGACGGCAUCUCUAAGCGCAGUAUGUCCCCUGCGGGACCGAGCACUCUUCCUGAGGCGAAGGUUUAGAGUGACUAAAUGAGAUACGAUCCGACACUACCUUACCAUCUCUGAUACUUUUAUCAACGGCACAAUACAGGUUUUAUUGAGGUUACAAAGUAGCGUUGGCACCGUUGGGAUACAUUACUUUCUUCUCUUCUUAUUUCCUUUGUCAACAUUUUUCUCUUUUUUUUUUUUUUCUUUUUUUCUUGGUAUUAUAUUCUAUUCCUGUGCCGGAGGGUUGGUUAUUUUGCUCUUUAAGAGUGCCCUUGGUGUUUUAUCUUUUUUUUUUUUUUUUUUUUUUUUUUGUGGAGUCAGAUACCCGAUACCCUAGAUAUUUUC